Molecule: messenger RNA, 3744 nt
Organism: Hirundo rustica (Barn swallow)
Lineage: Eukaryota; Metazoa; Chordata; Aves; Passeriformes; Hirundinidae
Exons: 9
Coding region: 326-3148 (940 amino acids)
Molecular function (GO): zinc ion binding
Source: RefSeq, a predicted model, not a curated record
GAACCAGGCAGGAGGCGGGCCCCAAAGCUUCCGCCCCGCCCCCUUGCCAACGCCCGCUUUUAUUGGAGAAGGGCGAUGUCAAUCUCGCGCCUCCGCCUAUCGCCAGCGCUCCUCUCCUGGCCCCGCCCCCGGCGGCUGGGCGCCACUUCUUGGGAAGUUGACGGCUGGAAGUGGCGUUCGGAGCGCGGCGCUCCCGGGUUCUGUGGCAGCUCGGCCGCAGCCCCGCGGUGCCGUCGAGCGAGAAGUGGCGGAGCAGCGGGACGAGCGGGGCCCGGAGCAGCAGCAGCAGCAGGAGCGGCGGCCGCUCGUCCUUUCGCCGCCGCCGAUGGAGGCGAGCCUGACGUGCGCCGUGUGCCUGUCGCUGUUGGAGGAGCCGGUGACGCUGCCGCUGUGCUCGCACAACUUCUGCCGGGGCUGCGUGCUGGAGUGCCUGGCCUCGGCCGAGGCCGCCCGCCUGCGGCAGCUGCAGCGGAGUCCGGGACAGGCCCGUCUCGGCCGCGGGGCGCCGGGGCCGGGCCCGGGCCCGGGCCCGUCCUCCGCCCGCGUGCCUUGUCCGCUGUGCAGGAAGCUGUGCCUGCUGCCCCGCGGCGGCGUCGCCGCCCUGCCCGUCAACACCACCCUGGCGGAGGUGGUCAAGCUCUACCGGGCCGGCGCGGCGGGCGCCGCCACGGCCGCGUUCGGGGGAAGCUGCCAGAAGCACCCGAGCCGGCCGGUGCAGCUCUACUGCCGCAUGUGCCGGCAGGCGGGGUGCGGGCAGUGCGUCUCCGAGGAGCAUCAGGGCAUCUUCCACUCCGUCAACCUCAUCGACACGGUGUACCAGGAAGAAAAAUUAACCUUCUUUAGCACUCUGAAACAAAUGAGGAUGAUCAAUGAGAAGCUGGUAAAUGAGAUCUCAAAACAACCGAAUGAUGCAGAUAUGAUGCUGAAAAAUGAUGUGGAGAUCAUUGAGCUGAAAUUUGGAGAAAUUUUCAAAACUCUAGAAAUGAAAAAACAGCAAUUACUAGAAGACGUUGAAGAUCAAAGAGGUAAAAAAGAGAAAGAAUUUCAGAUUUGGAAGAAAAUGAAAGAAACUCACAAGAAGACCAUUGAGAAUUUUUUGAAGGAUUGUGAAAAGCUUGUCCAUGAGUGUGAUCCUCAGUGUUUCCUGGAGGUUGCCUGUGGCUUGAAUGCAAGAAUGAAAACUCAGCUUGAUGUGAUGAAUAUAGCAUCCAGCUGGGAAAAACCACCAGUGUAUAUGCCAAAGAAGAUAGAUAUCAAGUCUGUGGUUAAUGAAAUCUUAGCAUUGGAGUUAACACCUGUUGAUGCAGGCAAUGUUCAAGAGCUACCUUAUGAAGGAAAUGAGAGCUCAACUCUAUUUAAAGAUACCUUAAAGCAGUGGCAGGACCAGAAGAAUGCACCCAGCACAUUUCUUCCUGUAGCAGGACAGGAUGAAGCAGAUGGUAGCAGGAUCCCUACUCGCUUUAUGUCAAUAUCAGAAAUGUCAGAAUUUCGAAAUAUGAGCCAUGAGGAGUUACGUUACAAAUACUAUAUGGAUCUUCAGAAGCUCCCCAAUGUGUUUAAGACUCAAAAUUUCCCUGCAAACAAAAAGUAUAAAUUUGUAACUGCUGAGGCCUCCAAGCAUAAGUCCUCUGGAACUUCUCUUACAUCUUCACCUACCAAAGCAAAUAACACAGAUAAAAUAAAAAUGGGAGCCUUGCAAAGAGGAGGUGGUUUUGACAAAAGGAACUUUUCUGGAAGCAGUGCUCAUAGCAUCCCAUCCACAAAUACGAUUUUUUCUGAAACAAAUGGUGACUUAAAAUUAUUUCGUGAGGGAAAUGGCCAGAAAGUAUCUGCUCCAGCCUUGUCAGAAACCUCUCCAGACUUGUUAAUUAAAGAAAAAUGGCCAAGACCAGCAUCAGCAGGUAGUGUUUCCAACGAAAUGAACUCAAAUUCUAGCACUUCUUCGGACUUAAAGCCAGCAGCAACAGUGGCUGUUACUGUUUCAAAUUCAGACUCUGUAGAUGUUUCAGCAGAGCGACCUUCAGGUGUACCUUUUACUUUCAGUGCAUCUAACAACUCAGUACCAAGAUUUAGUAAAGACAGAGGUACAUUUUCCUUUAAAAAGCAAGACAAGAGAGGUGCUUUCCCUCAGUUUUAUUUAGGGAGAUGUGAUAAGGUGGAUAAAACCAAUAACCAGGAUAAAUAUGGUCCUGAAACCAAAAACGUAGUUUGUGAUGCUUCAACAACUCCUAAUUUGGACUCAGCAGAAAGUGAGAAACCACACAUUAUGUUUCCCUUCGGCAAUUCAGAAAGAGAUUGGUUUGCAGGAUCAGAAGCUAGCAAUUCCUGUAAGGUGUUACCAUCAUCCUCAUUUCUUAGCCGAUCUGAGAAGCCAUCUGACAAAAAAACAUUAUCCCACAUGAGGGAAAAAACACCUUGUGCAAAGGAACCUGCAGGAUAUGGUACACAAAAACCAUCUGUCUUAGGGGAGCAAAACCCUCACACUUCAGAAUCCAGCAUAACUGUAGCUUGUGGUGCUUCAGAAACCAACACUGGAGCUGGGGUGAAUGGUGUCUCCAAGCCCCCCCUUCUCCCCAGUAACUGUGCAUUUUCUUUCAAAAGUAACUUUCCACUGCCUUCACCAGUAUUUUCAUUCGGAGGCAUUGUCAGAAGUACCUCUGAUUUGCUGACUUCUUCCAUGUUUUUUUCUGGGAACAGAACAGACAAAAUGGAAAAGGAGAAGGUGAAAUCUCCUGACAAAACACUUCUAAAUAUAGGGAAACAUGUAUCUUCAGAGUGUGCAGAGCCUGCUUCUCUUCAGAGUCAUCCAAAAUGCGAAGGCUCGUGUUUGCCUAUGAACUCAUCUAAAAGCACUGAAAGUGCAGAACAGCUCGGUGAUGGUAGCACUCCUCGUCAGCCUUUAUGUUCGGGAGUCCUUCCCGUUGAAUAUGAGAAUGCGUCUUCCACUCAGCUCACUACAGCAACACUGCAACAAAAAAAGGUAAAAGAUGAAGGAACAGUUGCUGAAAACAACUCUGUGUGUCCUAGAAGGGAGGAUAAACCUGAGCCUGUACAGUUUCAGAACACAGUUUGUUCUGUUCCUGGCACAUGCAAUGAUCCAUCUUCAGGAGAUUCUGUGCUUGCAGUAAGUGAGACAGAGGAAUGCUAAGAGACAGCACUUCUGACACUUAAGAGCCAAGUUAAACAUCUGUCUCUACUGGUACCAGCCAUACAUCAGAAUAUUUUUCUGUUGCUGAAGACAAAAUGUCUGGUAGAAGAAAAUCAGAUGUGAAGAGAGACUGGAAAGGAGAAUAAGCUGGAAUUAAAUAAAUGCUACUUAACACAUUAAAAGGUGGGGAUACUUGUGGUUUUACAGUUGUUUUUCUCGCCAGCCAAGAUAUCUCUGUGUUGGAAACAUAACUAUUUAUGAGCAGUCCAAUGCAAUGAAGUGAUUUUUAUAGUAUAGUCAUAAACUCAAAAAACAACCAAAAAAUGUCAUGUCUAGCUCAAGACCAAAGCAUAACCAUAGAUGCUGCAUCUUCAAGAAUGCCAACCUUCUGGGGUAUGUUUGGGGGAUGGAGAGCUGAGGUGUCCCAGAAAGCGAGUUGAGUGAAUCCUCAGUGGCAGGAGGCAGAAAAUUGCUGUUUGUGUAUAGGAGCACUUGCACUUAAAUGGGUAAGAGAACAGCCAAGAGCAUUCACCUCACAGGCAGGGAGGGAGGAGAGCCGCAACAAAAAUAAAGGAUGUUGAAGGUGUUACUGAAAA